Messenger RNA from Mus musculus (house mouse), 2346 nucleotides. It is a transcript of the gene Tom1, whose product is annotated as target of myb1 trafficking protein. Gene Ontology annotation, molecular function: ubiquitin binding; myosin VI binding; phosphatidylinositol-5-phosphate binding. The transcript has 16 exons. Lineage: Eukaryota; Metazoa; Chordata; Mammalia; Rodentia; Muridae. Gene Ontology annotation, biological process: positive regulation of autophagosome maturation; autophagosome-lysosome fusion; regulation of endosome organization. Gene Ontology annotation, cellular component: endosome; cytoplasm; cytosol. The record is from RefSeq and is marked validated. Bases 79 to 1629 code for a protein of 516 amino acids.
GGGUCACGUGGCGGGUCGGCGGCGCCGGCGGUUGCUGUCACCUGAUUCUGGGAGCUGGUGGCAGCGGUAGCCGCGGCAAUGGACUUUCUCCUGGGAAAUCCGUUCAGCUCUCCGGUGGGACAACGGAUCGAGAAAGCUACAGAUGGCUCCCUGCAGAGCGAGGACUGGGCCCUCAACAUGGAAAUCUGUGACAUCAUCAACGAGACGGAGGAAGGCCCCAAAGAUGCCUUCCGAGCAGUGAAGAAGCGAAUUAUGGGGAAUAAGAAUUUCCAUGAGGUCAUGCUGGCCCUUACGGUCUUGGAAACAUGUGUUAAGAACUGUGGGCACCGCUUCCAUGUACUGGUGGCCAACCAGGACUUUGUAGAGAAUGUGCUGGUGAGGACCAUCCUGCCGAAGAACAAUCCACCCACCAUUGUGCAUGACAAGGUGUUGAACCUCAUCCAGUCCUGGGCUGACGCGUUCCGCAGCUCACCUGAUUUGACAGGUGUUGUUGCUGUCUACGAGGACCUGCGAAGGAAGGGCCUAGAAUUUCCCAUGACUGACCUGGACAUGCUGUCGCCCAUCCACACACCCCAGAGAACUGUAUUCAACUCAGAGACACCAUCCAGACAGAACUCUGUGAGUUCCAACACCAGUCAGCGUGGAGACCUGAGCCAGCAUGCCACCCCUCUGCCCACUCCAGCUGUUCUCCCGGGUGACUCACCCAUCACACCGACUCCUGAGCAGAUUGGGAAGCUGCGCAGUGAGCUGGAGAUGGUGAGCGGAAACGUGCGAGUGAUGUCAGAGAUGCUGACAGAGCUGGUGCCCACCCAGGUAGAGCCUGCAGACCUGGAGCUACUACAGGAACUGAACCGCACCUGCCGUGCCAUGCAGCAGCGGAUCCUGGAGCUUAUCCCACGCAUCUCCAAUGAGCAGCUGACGGAGGAGCUGCUCAUGAUCAACGACAACCUCAACAACGUGUUUCUGCGCCAUGAACGGUUUGAACGCUUCCGAACAGGCCAGACUGCUAAGGCCUCCAGUGAAGCUGAGCUAGCUACUGACCUGAUUGACAUGGGUCCUGACCCCGCAGCCACAAACAACCUCUCAUCUCAACUGGCAGGAAUGAACAAUCGACUGCUCAGCCUCAGUAAUCACUUCCUACUUGAAGAAGGAAAGAAGGAAUGGGCCCCUCUUCAAGACCUUGGCUCCAGAAGUGUGAGAGCUGGCCUGCAGUCUCUGGAGACCUCAGGUCACCUGGAAGAUGACUUUGACAUGUUUGCUCUGACUCGGGGCAGCUCACUGGCUGACCAACGGAAAGGGGUCAAAUAUGAAGCUCCCCAAACCACAGAUGGCCUGGCUGGGGCCCUAGAUGCCCGGCAGCAGAGCACCGGAGCGAUCCCAGCCACUCAGGCCCGCAUCAUGGAGGACAUUGAGCAGUGGCUGUCCACAGAUGUGGGGAACAGUGCUGAGGAGCCCUCUGGUGUCACCAGUGAAGAAUUUGACAAAUUUCUGGAAGAACGAGCCAAAGCUGCUGAUCGACUUCCCAACCUGGCCAGCCCUUCAGCCGAGGGACCCCCCAGACCAUCUCCUGGAACAGCCCCUCGGAGGAAGACCCAGGAGAAGGACGAUGACAUGCUGUUUGCCUUAUGAAUGCAGGGUCUGGCAUCCUGCAGCCCAGGGCCUGACACUCUCAUACCCACUGGGGCCCCUCCCUCCCUUGGUAUUAAAGCUGCUUGGGGGUGUUUUGUUACCCCGCUUCUCUUCUCCCAGAGCCUGGGCAGCAAGGGGGUCAACUGAAGGAAUAAGUCAGCCCUCCACUGGAAUCCUGGCUGGUCCUGCCUUCUUCCCAUCCUGCUAACGACUAUGAUUUUACUGAGACCUGGGGCCCCAGACAAGCUGACCUGAUAGGACCUAAUUGACCUGGUGUAAGGCUGCUUCUGUGAUAUUCCCCUGGUCCCUUCCCCAGAGAAUCCCACGGGAGCCCUCCAGACUCUACACUAACAGUCUAGGCAAUAGAGGAGACAUUACCACAGCCUUGCCUAUCCCAUCCCCCUGCAGAGUGGGGCCCGAAAAAAGCUUCAGUGGCUUUUGGGAUGGGCUAUGGUGGCCCCUGCUGAGCUGCCCACUGUCCUGGUACGAAACUGCACCCAUCGAGGAAACAUCUCACUGCCCAGGUGUCAAGAUGAGACCUCGAGGAUUCUGGGUACCCAGAGCUCCCCAGUUCCUCCACUGCCUUUCCCCUAUCCUUGCUCUGUACCUCCAGCAGGGCUCCACCCACCUGGGGCUCACCUGUUGAUUGGUCCUCAGGUACAGGGAGAGGUGCCUUUUGUAUCCCCAAAUAAAAGUAGAAAACCACCUGUCAGCAUG